UUGCGACAGGCCGUGUUCCGCGCCGGUGUGUGAGCUGCUGUGCUGCUACUGCUGCCGGUGAUUGUAGUUUAUUAUAGAGUUAAUAUUAGAGUUUAUAUACCAGUAUAGAGUUAUAUAGGAACCGCGGCUGGGGAGAGAGAGGGGCCCGGGCUGCGGGCGCGCUGUGCGGGGCGGAGAGUGCGGGAACAUUGCGUGUAGAAUGAAGAACAGCAGCUCUGUAUGGAAGUGUAUUGGCUAGCUGGAUUAGCGGUCGCUCCUACAUCCGGUGGGUGAGUUCAGCAGAAAAGCCAGUCAUGAGGUCCAGAGGGUGCCAGUUUUAAUGCCCAUCAAACAGCUGGCAUGCUUUACGUGUGAGUACUGUAAGCUUCAGACGGGUCCUGUUGCCGUGCCCAUGAUCUGAGAGGUUACACAGUGAACACAGUGGACACGAGGUCCGGUGGUAUCUCCCCAGCACCAACCCGCUCCACCCCCUCCUGUACCUGCUAAACCCCGCUCUCCCUCACUGUAAUGCCUAGAGAGCGACCCAUGGGACAUCGGCGAGGUCCUGCCAGCGGGCCGUCCUGAAGCCGGGGGGCUUUCUCUAGCCCACCGAUGCCUGUGAUCCCGAUCCCGCGGCGGGUGCGCUCCUUCCACGGCCCCCACACCACCUGCAUGCACUCGGCGUGCGGCCCCGCCCGCACCUCGCAGCUGGUGCGCACCAAAUACAACAACUUUGACCUGUACCUGAAGUCGCGCUGGAUGUACAGCUUCGUGCGCUUCCUGCUGUACUUCGGCUGCAGCCUGUUCACCUCCCUCCUGUGGGUGGCGCUGUCGGUGCUGCUGUGCCUGCAGUACGUCUCGGUGCGCGUCUUCCUGCGCCUGCAGUACAAGCUGUCCGUCAUCCUACUGCUGCUGGGCCACCGGCGGCUGGACUUCGGCGUGCUGAACGAACUCUUUAUCUACAGCAUGCACGUAACCAUGUUCCUGGUGGGCGGCUUAGGCUGGUGUUUCAUGGUUUUUGUGGACAUGUAGAGAUUAACUGAGCUUAAACGAUGCGUUGAAUUGGCUUGGUUUAAAUGUGUGCGUCAUUCACGUGUGAAUAACAUGAAUAAAAUACACUGUAAUGUGAAUAGUAGCGUAAAAAUGGCCAAAAGAUGACAAAAUACGAGCAUUUACAGAUAAAAAUUCCAGUAAAAAGUGUCCAGCAGCUAGCAGCCAUUCUACCAACCAAGCUUUUUAUAGGGUGUUUACCACAGUUUGCUGCAGGAACAGCAAAGAUACACAAGGUAAUAAAUCACCAUCUUUGAGGAGGAGGAGGUUUUGAUUAGGGCUGCACGAUAUAUCAUUUAGGCAUCGUCAUCACAAUGUGCACAUGCGCAGUAGUCACGUCGCAGAACGUGCAAUGUCACUUAAGGCAAUUAAAUCAAAUACAUCAUGUUGCAAUGUCCAAAUACUUUUGAACAUUUAGUUAGGUGUUGGACGGAGCUGCAUCACUCUACCAUUCCAAAAAGCCUUGAAUUUGCAGAAAUUAUCAUUAGAGGGGGCCUCCAAACACUUUUAGACAUAUGUAGAGAUAAUUGAUGAAGCUGCAUCACUCUGCCACUUCAGAAAAUCCCAUAAACCAGUGAUUGGUGGCGCUAUAUACCAAUCAAAACCAUUUACAGCAAUGGGGGCACCUUAAAUUAACCAAAAUCACUCGUUUAAGAGGGUGUUCAGAUACUUCUGGACAUAUAAAGAGGCCUAAUGAAGUGAAACAACUUCAGAAAAUCCCAUAACCCAGUGCUUGAGGGUGCUAUAUACCCAUUAAAACCAUUCACAGCAAUGAAACUACCUUAAAUUAACCAAAAUCACUACUUUUAAGAGGGUGUCCAGAUACUUCUGGACAUAUAAAGAGGCCUAAUGAAGUGAAACCACUUCAGAAACCCCCACAUCCCAGUGCUUGUGGGGCAUUAGACCCCCUGGCCCAUUUACAGCAAUAGGGACACUUCAAAUUAGCUAAAAUAACUCAUUUAAGAGGGUGUUCAGAUACCUUUGGACAUAUCUGGAGAUAAUUGAUAAAGCUGCAAUUCUCUACCACUUCAGAAAAUCCCAUAACCCAGUGCUUGGGGGCGCUAUAUACCCAUCUAGACCAUUUACAGCAAUGGGUUCCCCUUAAAUUACUCAAAACCCCUAUUUUAGGAGGGUGUCCAGUUAUUUUGGACAUAUAGUUUGGCCUUAUAAAGCAAAAACACUUUAGAAAACCCCACAUCCCAGUGCUCAGAGGCUCUAUAUAACCAUCUAGACCAUUCACAUCAAUGGGGACACCUUAAAUUGGCUGAAAUCACUCGUUUAAGAGGGUGUCCAGAUACUUUCGAACAUAUGUGGAGAAGUUGGAUGGAGCUGCAUCACUCUACAACUUCAGAAAAUCCCAUAACCCAGUGCUUGGGGGCGCUAUAUACCAAUCUAGACCAUUCACAGCAAUGGGGGCACCUUAAAUUAGCCAAAAACACUAACUUGAGAUGAUUUUCAAUUACUUUUGGACAUAUCUGGAGAUGUUGGAUGGAGCUGUGUCACUGUACCACUUCAGAAAAUCCCAUAACCCAAUGCUUUAGACCAUUUACAGCAAUAAAACCACUUAAAAUUAACCAAAAUAAGUAAUUUAAUACGGUGUUCAAAUACUUUUGGACAUAUAGUGAGGCCUAAUGAAGCGAAACCACUUCAGAAAGUCCCAUAACCCAAUGCCUGGGGGCGCUAUAUACCAAUCUAGUCCAUUCACAGCAAUGGGGGUACCUAAAAUUUGCCAAAAUCACUUGUUUAAGAUGCUUUUCAAUUACUUUUGGACAUUUCUGGAAAUGUUGGAUGUACCACUUCAGAAAAUCCCAUAACCCAAUGCUUUAGACCAUUUACAGCAAUGAACCAACUUUAAAUUAACCAAAAUCACUCAUUUAAGAGGUUGUUCAGAUACUUUUGAACCUAUAGUGAGGCCUAAUGAAGCAAAACCACUUCAGAAAAUCCCAUAACCCAAUGAUUUAGACCAUUUACAGCAAUGAAACCACUUUAAAUGAACCAAAAUCACUAAUUGAAGACGGUGUUCAGUUAUUUUGGACAUAUAGUUUGGCCUAAUAAAGCGAAACCACUUCAGAAACACCCACAUCCCAGUGCUUGGGGGGGCAAUAGACCCCUUGGCCCUCUUACACCAAUAGGGACACCUUGAAUUAGCCAAAAUGAGUCUUUUAAGAAGGUUUUUAAUUACUUUUGGACGUACCUGGAGAUAUUUGAUGGAGCUGCAUCACUAUACGACUUCAGAAAAUCCCAUAACCCAGUGCUUAGGGGGGCAUUAGACCCCCCUGGCCCACCCACAGCAUUAAGCACUGUAAUCUUUGGUGGUUCCUAUUAUUUUACUUAAUGCAUUUCAACAAGAUCUAGCAACAAUAACUACUGAAUGUAUCCUUUAAAAGGGCUGUCCGGAUACUUUUGGACACACAGUGUGUUUAAUUCAUGUGGUACACGUUUAAAUCAAGCCCAGAGCAUCACUUUUACCACUGUACGAUUUACCUGUCUUAUUAAUGUGCCAUCUUUUUUAUACACUAAUGACUAUAAAAACUCAUACAUGCACUACUGAACAUAUGAUCAUAUUUAAUGGCUUGAGGACUGACCCAGAGGAGCCGGUACCGCCCGGUUCUGCUUCUUUUUCUUGUUGCAUUAUUGUAGAAUGCACUGUUUAGUGUUAAAGCUACAGUCACUAUGUGAUAAAGGAGUGGAAGGAGAUUUUUUUUUACAAUAUUUUUACACAAUAUUGUGUAAUAUUUUGAUGUAUGGACUAUAAAAGCCCUUUUAAAACAA
Molecule: messenger RNA, 3801 nt
Organism: Astyanax mexicanus (Mexican tetra)
Lineage: Eukaryota; Metazoa; Chordata; Actinopteri; Characiformes; Acestrorhamphidae
Gene: tmem250
Product: transmembrane protein 250
Exons: 3
Coding region: 592-1011 (139 amino acids)
Source: RefSeq, a predicted model, not a curated record